Anoplopoma fimbria (sablefish) is the source of this 1005-nucleotide messenger RNA. RefSeq names its product potassium channel, subfamily K, member 7 (gene kcnk7). The coding region runs from base 1 to 1005 and encodes 334 amino acids. The transcript is spliced from 3 exons. Gene Ontology annotation, cellular component: membrane. Gene Ontology annotation, molecular function: potassium ion leak channel activity. Lineage: Eukaryota; Metazoa; Chordata; Actinopteri; Perciformes; Anoplopomatidae. The record is from RefSeq and is a predicted model, not a curated record. Gene Ontology annotation, biological process: potassium ion transmembrane transport; stabilization of membrane potential.
AUGGCCCAGCUGCUGUCUUCACUGGGACUGCUCUGCAGGGUCAACGCGUUUGCCUGCCUGGUUCUGUGCUACCUGCUCUUCAUUCUGCUGGGAGGUCUGGUGUUCACGGCCGUGGAGAAGCCCGUGGAGAUGGAGCUGAGGGCUGAGGUGGAGGAGCUGCAGCGCUCCUUCCUGCAGGAGAACCCCUGCGUCCGGGAGAGCGCGCUGAGCGAGCUGCUGGGGAAAGCUCUCUCUGCUCACCAGAGCGACGUGGCCGUUCUGCAGGCCGACGCCGAUGACAGACGCUAUGACUUCACCUCCUCGCUCUACUUCGUCAUAGUCACUCUGACCACCAUGGGUUCGGACUCUUACACCCCCAAAUCCGAUGAAGCCAAGCUCUUCUGUAUCUUUUACUGCGCCCUUGGGAUCCCCCUCACCCUGCUCCUCCUCACUCUCCUCUCUAACCUCCUCCUCCCCGCGGUCACCCACGCUCCCGUCCACCACCUGCACACUUACUGGGGUUUGCCCUACACCCGGGCCACCUUCGUCCAUGCUGGCCUCCUCUCGCUGCUCAUCGUCUCCCUCCUUUUCCUCCUCCCCUCCCUCCUGGUUUGUGUGCUGGAGCCCAACUGGAGCUUCCUGGAUGCUCUUUUCUUCUGCUUCCUCGUCCUGAGCACCAUCGGCCAGGGAGGGAACUCUCUGGGGAGAGACUGGGGCCCGUCGGCCAAGGAGACGCUCCAACUCCUCACCACGUGUUACCUGCUGGUAGGCCUGGUGGUGAUCAUUACCUUCAAGGAUACUGUCCUGCAGGUUCCCCGGGUCUGUGCGGUGAUGAGGCUGUUCUCUGGUCCGCGGUAUGCAGAGCUGGAAGGUGUCCACCUCAGUGAGCUGACCCUGAGUGAAGAACACUGUGAGGAGGAGGCUCAAUACUCCCAGUCCAUCUGCACCGUCUCCUCCACUCCACUGGAGCUGACGGGCCCUGCUGUCGCACACAGAGACGGAACCUCGACUCCCAAAACCACCUGA